AAACCAGGGAUGGAAGUGGAUAUAAUUCAUCCCCUUAAAUAAACAGUGUUGGACAUCAACACGCGGCAUCGGCAUUUUUUGGCGGCCAUUACAACGAGUGAAAUACGGUGAAGCGUUGUGGACAAAUUAAUGCAUAAACAACCGACAAGCAAGUAGCACACGCGCUGCCGCCCGACAACAAAACCACCGAAAGCACAAUACACAGCUCCGAAGAUGUCUUCUAGCGCUGCCAGGGUCUACAUCCAAGUCGAGACAGAGGCCGAGCAGAAGGAGCAUCUGAAGCAGCAGCGAAAGACUCUAAAACCCUUGCAGGGCAACGUCAACGACAAGGAGAACCUCACUGGUUCAGGGCGCGCUUCCAUCGUGGAUCAGCUGAGUCGUCUGAAGGCCGGCGUCCAAGUCGCGCCCAAAUACGGCAAGCGCAAGUGCGUGGACACGUCCACCACUGCGCCCGCGACGACCACGAAGGAUGCAGAUACCCAGACUGAUGCUGAGGCCGUUCCGCUUGGCAAUGCAGACAAGCCCAUCACGGCAGAAGAUCUCACCAGCGAAGCCGAACCCGGAGAGAACUACUACAAGCUGCUGGCGGAGCAGCGGCGACUUGCGCUGGAGGACUCGCUGACCGAAAACCGACAUCUGCACGAGCGCAUCGAGGGGCUUGAGGAGGAGAUGGACACAAUGCGCCAGGAACUGGACGAGGCCAAGAACCUGGUGGAAGUCCUGAAGGAGAUAUGCGACGAGGACAACAGCGAGGUGGAGGAAGACGACGCAGCGGGUGACGAGGGCAAGGUCAACGCCUAAGCUACACACCAAUCACACGUUUUUUAGUCUAAGGUUUUACAUUUAGUUGUAGUUAAAUAUCGCCCUUAAUUAUAUCCCUGUUCGUCAGCCAACACAACGGUCUGGUCUAAUUGUACGCCAGCAAUAAAUUUAAUUGUUACACACCAGUUAUAAUCCUAAUAAAAAUUUUACAAUUGCUAACCCAACAUUUAAUUGUAAGUGCAACAUAA
Drosophila yakuba is the source of this 1010-nucleotide messenger RNA. RefSeq names its product geminin (gene geminin). Gene Ontology annotation, biological process: negative regulation of DNA replication; negative regulation of cell cycle. Gene Ontology annotation, cellular component: nucleus. NCBI's taxonomy places the organism in Eukaryota, Metazoa, Arthropoda, Insecta, Diptera, Drosophilidae. The record is from RefSeq and is a predicted model, not a curated record. The transcript has a single exon. The coding region runs from base 214 to 801 and encodes 195 amino acids.